CACAGUUCAACAACUCACAGGCUCACAGGCUCACAGCUCAUCAUUUAAGAAUCUACCCACCAAACAAGCCGACAACCAAUAGCUUAGCUUAUCAUUUUAAGAACUCCAUUAUCUUUUUAGUGAAAAUGAAUCAAUCUUACCACGCAGCUCAGACGGUGAAAUUUCCAUUCCGUAAUUGAAACUACUGAUAAAAAAAAUUAUCCCCUGUAAUAUGAUACGGAGUAUCCUUCAAUUCAGAUACUCUCGCCACUAACCCUUCGUUCUACUAAUUGGCCAUGAAAGAUCUCGUUUUGUUUUCCAUCGGUUUCUUCCUCCUCCUCCUUAGUCUUUCUCAGCUUGAUGGGGUAAAUUCAGAAAUUAGGCUCCAUGAUGAAACUGAACUUGCUAAAUUACCACCAAGAGGUUGGAAUUCAUAUGACUCAUUUUCUUGGGUCAUCACCGAGAAGCAAUUCCUUCAGAAUGCAGAACUUGUUGCUCAGCGGUUAAAGCCCAAUGGCUAUGAGUAUGUUGUGGUGGACUAUCUGUGGUAUAGAAAGAAAGUGGACGGUGCGUACACUAAUUCUCUUGGAUUUGAUGUAAUUGAUGAGUGGGGAAGGAUGCAGCCAGACCCAAGUAGAUGGCCUUCAUCCGCUGGUGGUAGAGGGUUUACGGAAGUUGCUGCUAAGGUUCAUAGCUUGGGUUUGAAAUUCGGGAUCCAUGUCAUGAGAGGUGUUAGUACCCAAGCAGUCAACAGUAGUACCCCAAUCUUGGAUAUCCAGAUGGGGAAAACAUAUGAAGAAGGUGGCAGGGAGUGGAAAGCAAGUGAUAUAGGAAUAAAGGAGAGGGCAUGUGCGUGGAUGAAUAAUGGCUUCAUGAGUGUAAAUACUAAAUCUGGAGCUGGAAGAGCUUUUCUUAGGUCACUCUAUCAACAGUAUGCUGAUUGGGGUGUUGAUUUCGUGAAACAUGACUGUGUUUUUGGCACUGAUUUGGACUUGGAUGAGAUAACCAUUGUUUCGGAGGUAUUGAAGGAUCUUAAUCGUUCCAUAACAUACUCUCUGUCUCCCGGAGUUGACGUGACACCGGAAAUGGCAAAGGAGGUUAGUAGCCUUGUCAACAUGUAUAGGGUUACCGGUGAUGACUGGGAUACCUGGCCAGAUGUUGCUUCACACUUUGACAUUGCAAGGGACUUGGCAGCAGCUAAUUUGAUAGGAACAAAGGGCCUCCAAGGCAAGUCAUGGCCUGACUUAGAUAUGUUGCCUUUUGGUUGGCUCACAUAUCCGGGAUCAAAUGAAGGUCCAUACCGGCACUGCAAUCUAACUCAGACUGAACAAAAGACACAGAUGACAUUGUGGUCCAUGGCUAAGUCUCCUAUCAUGUACGGAGGUGACAUGAGAAGGAUUAGCGCCCACACAUUUGCUCUCAUUACUAAUCCUACUUUACUGGAAAUAAACUGGUUUAGCUCGAACAAUAAAGAGUUUCCAUACAUAUCUGGCUCACACUAUAUGAAUAACUCUGAGGCCCAAAUUUUGGCACUGAAAAGCUGCAAGGACGGAAGGUCAAAAGGUUGGUCUAAAAAACACCUUGAUGAUCAAAUUUGUUGGAAAGGAAACAUAUCCGAACAUCAGAAAGAAUCAUUUUGUCUCUACAAGAGAAUGCCACUAUUUGAACAACAUCAGGAAAUGAGAAACGAGAGACAGAUUCAUGAAAAACUGCAUUUGCUGGAAAGAGAAACUACGGAGUCGUGUCUUACCGCAGCACAUAAUCGGAAGCUUAGUUCAGGAGAGGUUAGCAAAGGUUCAUUCUCAGACUGUAGAUGGGAAGCCAACCAGAUGUGGGAAUUGAAACACAACGGGACCCUUGUAAGUGAAUACUCCGGCCUAUGUGCUUCAUUCGUUUCUGUCAAAGCUAUACCGGUAGGAAGUCGUUCUUGGAUUGCUAGUGGAAGGCAAGGAGAAAUCUACCUCGCUUUCUUCAAUCUGAAUAAUGUAACAUCAGUAAUUUCAACAACAUCAAGAGAUAUAGCAAGGGCACUUCCCGGAAGAAGUGUAAGCAACCAAACAUGUUCGGGAAGAGAAUUAUGGUCGGGAAAAAGCUUUGGAUCUGGAAGAGCAUUAUCCAUAAGCAUAGAAGCACACGGAUCUGCUUUAUUCAUACUCAACUGCAAAUGAUGCUGAGCACGAAUGACCAUUCCUGCACUGCAUGUUUCUGCCUACAAGUUUGUAAUUCCCACUAGAAAAUAAAUUUAGGGGGAGGGGAUGCUAUAGAAAAUGUUUUCUAUGGAAUUACUUUUUUAAUAGAAUAAUAAAAUGAAUGGUAUGAGUCUAUGAGAUCACCUCCUGGAAUACAAAGAAAUGCGUAGUACUGUAGUACUUUAUAUAACCAAAAUAAAGUUUGGACAAAAAUGUGAUUUAACAACUUUUGGUGAUUAUAAUUGUGUACAAAUUUUACAAUUUACAUCACUUUAAAUUACAACGAUAAAUUGCAUGAUAA
Molecule: messenger RNA, 2469 nt
Organism: Cuscuta epithymum
Lineage: Eukaryota; Viridiplantae; Streptophyta; Magnoliopsida; Solanales; Convolvulaceae
Source: the annotation of a GenBank genome assembly